AUGUCCUUCCGGGCCGCGUCCCCGGUCUCGCCGGUGCUGUCGCCGUCCUCGCCCUCCCUGUCGGGCUACUCGAGCUCGGAGAGUGAGGGUCCGCGGCGGCGGAGUGCCCGGCGCCCGUCCCGCUCCCCACAGACCACCACGAGCACGCUCCCCAUCAUUCGCGCCCAUGUCGAGCUCGACCCGAACCACCCCGAGCACGCUGACGCCCCCGCCGCCCCCUCGUCGGCAUUCACGAACGGCCAGGCAAACGGCAAGAUCAACGGCCAGCCCGUCAUUCGCAGGAGGAGGAGCAGCAGCGUCCACGCCAAGCCGCCCCCGGGCGUGACUCCGACCAAGGCGGUCGACUGGGAGAUUCCCCGCAAGACGUUCCACUCUAGCAUCGAAGAAUGCUCGCUGACAUCAGGCUUCUUCACGCUGGCGCUGUGGUACACGGACCCGCCGACGCUGCGGCCCUUGAUCACGUAUCUGUCCAUUGCGGCAGUGACGAUCGGUGCGAUCGACGUUGUGCGGCUCAACUUCCCCCGCUUCGCCGAGGUGUGGGAGAUGGUCGUCGGCUUCCUGAUGCGCGAGGAGGAGCGCACGAAACCCAACGGCGUGAUCUGGUACCUGAUCGGAGUCGUGUUCGUGCUCUCGUUCUACCCGAAGGAUGUCGCUGUCGUUGCCAUCCUGACGCUGAGCUGGAGCGACACGACGGCCUCGACCAUCGGCCGCCUCUGGGGCAAGUACACCAAGCCCCUGCCCUCGCACGUGCCCGGAAUCAAGUGGCUGCCGUUUGCGCCCCGCAAGUCGCUCGCCGGCUUCCUCGCCGCGACCGUCACGGGCUUCCUCAUCGGAGCCGGCUUCUGGCACAAGGGCUGCGAGGGCGAGGCAUCCUGGGAGGUGCUCCGGUACGGCCUCGGCCGCCUGCUCACUGCCGGCGUCGUCGGCGUCGGCGGCGCCGUCGUCGAGGCCCUCGACCUCGGAUGCGACGACAACCUCUCGCUGCCCAUUCUCUCUGGCGCCGUCGUGUGGGCCUGGCUCGCCGCCUCCUCGGCCGCCAUUCGCGCCCUCUUCUAA
This is a messenger RNA of Trichosporon asahii var. asahii CBS 2479, 1056 nucleotides long. RefSeq lists its product as uncharacterized. The transcript is spliced from 2 exons. The coding region runs from base 1 to 1056 and encodes 351 amino acids. The record is from RefSeq and is a predicted model, not a curated record. NCBI's taxonomy places the organism in Eukaryota, Fungi, Basidiomycota, Tremellomycetes, Trichosporonales, Trichosporonaceae. Gene Ontology annotation, cellular component: endoplasmic reticulum membrane. Gene Ontology annotation, molecular function: ATP-dependent diacylglycerol kinase activity. Gene Ontology annotation, biological process: phosphatidic acid biosynthetic process.